Molecule: messenger RNA, 312 nt
Organism: Tripterygium wilfordii
Lineage: Eukaryota; Viridiplantae; Streptophyta; Magnoliopsida; Celastrales; Celastraceae
Product: probable aquaporin PIP-type 7a
Exons: 1
Coding region: 1-312 (103 amino acids)
Biological process (GO): response to water deprivation; transmembrane transport
Cellular component (GO): plasma membrane; vacuole; plasmodesma
Molecular function (GO): water channel activity
Source: RefSeq, a predicted model, not a curated record
AUGGAGGGCAAGUACUCAGAAAGGCAGCCGAUAGGGACUACGGCUCAGAUCCAAGAUGAAGGCAAGGACUAUAGGGAGUCGCCGCCGGCUCCUCUGUUCGAGCGGGGCGAACUGACCUCGUGGUCGUUGUACCGGGUUGGGAUUGCAGAGUUCGUUACCACUUUCCUGUUUUUGUACAUCACUGUGUUGACGGUGAUGGGAGUGGUUAAGUCGAACACCAAGUGCUCGUUGGUUAGGAUUCAAGGGAUCGCUUGGGCUUUUAGGGGCAUGAUCUUCGCUCUCGUAUACUGCACUGCUGGAAUUUCAGGAUAG